UAACUCGAAAGGGGAAAAAAUCGCAACACGAAACGAAACUCCCCACCGCACCACACCACAUCCGCGUUUAGGGUUUCCGCCUCCCGAACCUUCCGGCCGCCGCCGCCGCCGCCGCCGCCGCCAUGGGCUCCGGUGACGACGAGCGCUCCUCCAAGCACCAACACCGUGACAAGGACAAGGAUCGGGACCGCUCCUCCUCCCGCCACCACCGCGACAAGGACCGCGAGCGCUCGUCCCGCCACCACCGGGAUGACACGGACGGCGACCGGGACAGGGAGCGGGAGCACCGCCACAGGGAGAAGGAGCGGGAUCGCGAGGAGCGGAAGGCGCGGGAGCGGGAGGAGCGGGGGAGGGAGAAGGAGAAGGAGAGGGAGAAGGAGAGGGCGAGGGAGGAGCGGGAGCGGGAGAAGGAGAGGGAGAAGGAGAGGGCGAGGGAGGAGCGGGAGCGGGAGAAGGAGAGGGAGAAGGAGAGGGCGAGGGAGGAGCGGGAGCGGGAGAAGGAGAAGGAGCGGGCGCGGCGGCGCGAGGAGCGGGACAGGGAGAGAUCGAGGCGGCGGGAGGCGGACGAGGAAGAGGACGAGGACCGGGACCGCAAGCGCCGCCGCCGGUCCUCGCACCACCACCACCGCGACGCGGAGCCGGAGGAACCCGCGCCCAGGGAGGAGGUGGACGAUGAGGAGGCGGAGCGGCGGCGGCAGCGGAAGAAGGAGGAGGACAUGGAGGCCGAGCAGCAGCGGCUCGACGACGAGAUGGAGCGCCGCCGCCGCCGCGUCAAGGAGUGGCAGGAGAAGCGCCGCGAGCAGCAGCAGGACGGCAUCGCUGCCAGUUCUUCUGGUGCUACUGGUGCGGCGGCUGAGGCUGACGGUGGCCACAAGGCAGGGAAGAAGUGGACCUUGGAUGGCGAGGAGUCUGACGAGGAGGGGGAUAAGGAGGAUGGCAAUAAGUCGGAGGAGAAUGGUGGCGCUGGUGACAUGGAUGUUGAUCUGCCAAAUGGGGCUAGUGAUGCCAACAUCAGUGCUGGUAUGGAGGAGGACGAGAUUGAUCCGCUUGAUGCGUUCAUGAACUCCAUGGUGCUACCAGAAGUUGCGAAGCUGGAGAGUACUGUGGCAGCAAUGGAUAGUGUGCCUGCUGCUAGUACUGAUGAGAAGAACAAUAAGAGCGCAAAGGAUGUCACGAGUAAUGGGGAUAAGAAAGGGCCAAAGAGGGCGAUGGGGAGAAUUAUGCAAGGGGAUGACUCAGAUUCGGAUUACAACGAUGCUGAUGAUGAGGCUGGAGUCGAGGAUGAAGAUGAUGAGGAGUUCAUGAAGCGUGUCAAGAAGACAAAGGCUGAGAAGCUGGCUAUUGUCGAUCAUUCCAAGAUUGACUACCAGCCGUUCCGGAAGAAUUUCUACAUUGAGGUGAAGGACAUUACAAAGAUGACAUCGGAGGAAGUGGUAGCCUACAGGAAGGAGCUGGAGCUCAAGGUGCAUGGGAAAGACGUGCCGAAGCCAAUUAAGACAUGGGUACAGAGUGGGCUGACAAGCAAGCUCCUUGACACUAUCAAGAAGCUUGGUUUUGAGAAACCGAUGCCUAUACAGACACAAGCAUUGCCAAUCAUAAUGAGUGGACGUGAUUGUAUAGGAAUUGCAAAGACUGGAUCUGGCAAGACUCUAGCGUUUGUCCUUCCGAUGCUGAGACACGUCAAAGACCAGCCACCUGUUGUUCCUGGAGAUGGCCCUAUUGGGCUCAUUAUGGCUCCUACCAGAGAGCUUGUGGUGCAGAUACAUUCAGAUGUGAAGAAGUUCUCUAAGGUGCUUGGCAUCAAUUGUGUUGCUAUUUACGGAGGUUCUGGUGUUGCCCAGCAGAUUAGUGAACUGAAGAGGGGUGCUGAAAUUGUCGUUUGUACACCAGGCAGGAUGAUCGAUAUCCUUUGCACUAGCAGUGGGAAGAUUACUAACCUUCGGAGAGUGACGUUCUUGGUGAUGGAUGAAGCUGAUAGGAUGUUUGACAUGGGUUUUGAGCCUCAGAUUACCCGGAUAGUUCAGAACACCCGGCCAGAUAGGCAGACUGUACUUUUCUCUGCCACUUUUCCACGGCAGGUGGAGGUACUGGCGCGUAAAGUGCUCAUUAAGCCUGUCGAGAUUCAGGUAGGUGGAAGGAGUGUCGUGAACAAAGAUAUCGCACAACUGGUUGAGGUGCGACCAGAAAGUGAGAGGUUCUUCAGACUAUUAGAGUUGCUCGGUGAGUGGUUUGUUAAGGGGAAAAUCCUUGUUUUUGUCCACUCACAAGAUAAGUGUGAUUCGCUACUCAAAGACUUGUUCCAGCAUGGAUAUCCAUGCCUAUCGCUACAUGGUGGUAAAGAUCAGACUGACCGUGAAUCAACCAUUGCUGAUUUCAAGAGCAAUGUCUGCAGCUUGCUGAUCGCUACUAGCGUUGCUGCUAGGGGUUUAGAUGUUAAAGAACUCGAGCUGGUUGUCAAUUAUGAUGUCCCGAACCAUUAUGAGGACUAUGUUCAUCGUGUUGGGCGAACGGGCCGUGCUGGUAGAAAGGGAUGUGCUGUGACUUUUAUUUCUGAGGAAGAGGAGCGGUAUACACCGGACCUUGUUAAGGCUCUGGAGCUCUCUGAACAGGCUGUUCCAGAGGACCUGAAAUCCCUUGCUGAUAGGUUUAUGGCGAAGGUGAAGCAGGGAACAGAGCAGGCCCAUGGUACAGGUUAUGGUGGAAGUGGUUUCAAGUUCAACGAGGAAGAGGAUGAAGCACGAAAGACCGCAAAAAAGGCUCAGGCAAGGGAAUAUGGAUAUGAGGAGGACAAGUCAGAUUCAGAUUCUGAUGAGGAAGGAGGGGUACGUAAGGCUGGAGGUGACCUUGCAGCUCAAGCUAUUGCUAAUGCUCAAGCAGCUGCUGCUUUGGUUGCAAACAAGGCUGCUAAUAAUGCUAACCAGCAAAUAACUGGAACUGCACCUGGCCCCUUGCUUCCUAUACUAGUUGCAUCUAACCAACAAAAUGACGAGGCCACAGCUCGUGCACUUCAGGCUGCAAUGAACUUACAACGAAAUCUGGCGAAGAUACAUGCCAAUGCAGUUCCAGAACACUAUGAGGCUGAACUUGAGAUUAAUGAUUUCCCACAAAAUGCUCGCUGGAAGAUCACUCACAAAGAGACAUUGGCUCCUAUUCAGGAAUUUACUGGAGCUGCUAUCACUACAAGAGGAACAUAUAUUCCUCAAGGAAAAAUUGUUGGUGCGAAUGAACGCAAGCUGUACCUGUUUAUUGAGGGUCCCACAGAGGGUUCUGUGAAGAAAGCGAAAGCAGAAUUGAAACGCGUCCUUGAGGAUUGUGCUAACCAGGCUCUGAAUCUUCCUGGAUCUGCUCAAACCGGAAAAUACUCUGUUAUUUGAGUGGCAGAGCAGAUAAUGAAAUGCCUGAGUGUCAAAGGAAUUUUCUUGAGAAGCUUAUAAUGGUUUGCACACCACAACGCCGUCGCUUGAUUGCUACUUCCAAAAUUCAAAUUGUCUCCAGCUACACAAUUAAUUUUUUAACCUAAGUCUUAAUAAGGCAGCUAAUGGUUACUUAAUGCCACAUGGUUAUUACGGAUUGUCUAAUGCCAUUGUUGAAUUGGGGUGUUUCAACAAUUCCUACUGACUAGUUUUGGUUGCCUUUGGACAGAAGGCUUAGAACACUGGCGGUGGCUGGCCGGUUAGUGCUGUAAUGCGAAGGAAGGCCCUCAGCUUUCUGGUGCGGUAUUAAAAGUGCUGGUGUACGUAUUGAUUUGCCUGUUCGGAAGCUGAGAAGCAAUAGUUUCUCUGUUGGUUUGGUUCUAUUUACCCUUAAUUACUUGUGUGCUCUGAUUCUAGCCUCCUUUUGUAUUUAAAAAGGUGCCGUGAUGUUUUUGUUUUGGUCUUCAGAUGCACUGUUAUUGUUGCAAGCAGAGGAUCAGCGUACAGUUGUUUGUGAGGUGCCGCUGCUGGUGUCGGCUGAGGAGGCUGGACUACUGGUUGUGAUUCCUUUUUUGUGACAUUGUCCUUCAUGUGGAUCCCAUCUUUUCUUUCUAAAUAUAGGUGCUUCCUAAAGAAAAAAAAAACCCGUUGGUAAUACUUGGCGUACUUGCCUGAGUUUGUGGAACUUGGAUGGUACGGAGCCGAUAUUGCCUUUUAUCAUGGCAUAUGAUGUGCUGGUGGUCAUGAUAAGAAUAGAUUUGUCAAAAUGCCAUGCUUGAAUCUUAAUGAGUGAUGGCAGUAGCGUUUUCUAUGAUCCAGACCCAUCAGCACAUGAUCUGGCUAGCUUAAGCUCGAGGAGUAAUGGUUUUUCCUCUCUAGAUCUUUCAGAAAUUUCUGUUUGCUCUGUUGCUCCUGGUAUUCUUCUGAACUGUGCUGAUGAACAGGCCAAGGACAGAAGCCCAGAAGGAUGUUGCACAAAUGGUAGUGGAGUCAGGUGGUUUUCGCAGCCUGGAGCCUGAUUGCAUCCGAAGUUCAAUCGUUGUGUUGCCAUGCUCCGCCAACUGCCGAGGACCUCACGGUGUCCUCGAAUCCGGUAUUGGGCUGGGAUCAUUCAGUUCUUCUCCCUUCUGUCUUUGCAUUCUUGUGCUCUCGAGAACACAAGAACAUGAUCUUUGUCCAAUCUGUCAUCCUUCAUCUCCAUCUGCCCUUCCUCACUGUUGGCCAUCAUCCCCUUCCAUUGCUCCCGCGGUGAUGCUGCCAUUGCCACUGUCGUGCUCCGGUCUUUUGAUCCUGACCUGGAGCUCAUGGCGACUCAUUUGACCUUCUUUACAUUGCAUGUUGGUGACGAGUUCUGUACAUCUUGCAGAAGGACAUGACAUGUGAAUGCUAUUUCGUAUCAGUGCAUCUUAAGCGGCCCUUGAGAGGCUUAAGAUAUCAUUGCAGGGAAGAGUAGGUUCAUGACUCUGUUGCAUUUUGUGCCAAGCGAGAUAACUGUGUUCACGAUACUGUAAAGACGACUCGGGUACAAAUUAGAUACAAAUAUAGACCCUAUAAUUAUAUGUCGA
Molecule: messenger RNA, 4978 nt
Organism: Phragmites australis (common reed)
Lineage: Eukaryota; Viridiplantae; Streptophyta; Magnoliopsida; Poales; Poaceae
Product: DEAD-box ATP-dependent RNA helicase 42-like
Exons: 3
Coding region: 123-3374 (1083 amino acids)
Biological process (GO): mRNA splicing, via spliceosome
Cellular component (GO): nucleus
Molecular function (GO): RNA helicase activity; ATP binding; nucleic acid binding
Source: RefSeq, a predicted model, not a curated record